Messenger RNA from Cryptomeria japonica (Japanese cedar), 2849 nucleotides. RefSeq names its product G-type lectin S-receptor-like serine/threonine-protein kinase LECRK3. Gene Ontology annotation, biological process: recognition of pollen; protein phosphorylation. Gene Ontology annotation, molecular function: protein serine/threonine kinase activity; ATP binding. Bases 312 to 2690 code for a protein of 792 amino acids. The transcript has a single exon. The record is from RefSeq and is a predicted model, not a curated record. NCBI's taxonomy places the organism in Eukaryota, Viridiplantae, Streptophyta, Pinopsida, Cupressales, Cupressaceae.
CUCAAAUGCAAUAUCAGUCAUUUGCAUUUGAGCCGCUUUCGUCCAGUCUUCUUGCAGUCUUUUCCACGCGGAAUCAGAAUAAUCGAGCAUUGACUGAGUGCAGUUCCUAUCUAUCUAAAGCAAAAUAUUCGUUAAAUUCUUCUUGCAGUUAUUCCACGCGGAAUCGGAAGAAUCCAGCAUUGACUGACUGCAAUUCCUAUCUAGCUAGAGCAAAGUUUUCAUCUGUGCUGAAUACGAUGAUGUUAUAAUAUAGGUACUAAAUCGUUAGACUCCUCCAUCAAAUUUCGUAGUUUCUUUCCCUGCUUCAAUCCAUGGCUCCUAUUCAGAUACACUCUUUCAUUUUCCUUCUCAUUCAGAUUCUCUUCUGCGCUUCAGCACAGAAGCAGCAGAAUAUCACGCUUGGCUCCACUCUUAGUCCUUCCCAAAAUUCCAAAUGGGUUUCAUCAAAUGGACAGUUUGCUUUUGGAUUAUAUCCGCUAACUCCAACUCUUUACGUGGUAGGCGUUUGGUUUGACAGUGUAAUUCCCAAAACUCUGGCUUGGACAGUUCUCAAGGAAAACAAGCAUAUUCCUGUUGGAAAGAAGUCUAGUUUGCAGCUUAAAGAAAACGGUCUCAGGCUGAAUGACGAUCGAAAAAAUGUAUUGUGGUCAUCUGAGUCCUCUGACAUAGCGACGGCUGUAAUGCUUGACAAUGGUAACUUUGUGCUGCUAAAUGCAUUUUUUGAUAUCAUCUGGCAGAGCUUUGAGUAUCCUACGGACACCCUCCUGCCCGGUCAGACGCUGAAGUCCAACUCUAACUUGUUUUCCAAGGCCUCAACUACAAACUUCUCAGCAGGCCGAUUUGAGCUUUCCAUGCAAACGGACGGCAAUUUGGUCCUUUAUGCUGUGGAGCGGAGGGGCACUCCUGAAGGCGCGUACUGGGAUAACGGACAACUUAUGCAGCUAGUAAGCUUGGAAUUCGACCCGAGCGGGCUCUUGUAUUUAGUAAACAGUACCAACAUGAAUGUUUCCAAGGUCGCAGAGGGCAAGGCUGGAGACGGGCGGUUUCUUCGCAGAGUGACGCUCGAAAUUGACGGAACGCUUGCACAGUAUGUGUGGAACAUGGACGUCAAUAAUUCUUCUUGGUCUUCUGUAUGGCAGCCUUUGAAAGAUCCAUGUAAAGACGUCAAGGGUCAGUGUGGAAACAACGGCAUUUGUCGAUUAACUGACCAGAACAAGCCAGACUGCAUUUGUCCUCCUCAAUUCAAUUUUAUCGACAGGCAGGACCAUUUUAAGGGAUGCAUGCGAAGCUCAUCGCCAGGGCAGACUUGCAGUACAAAGAGGACGAUGUCUCGGCUUGACAACACAAACUGGCUGCGGGGAGUCGAUACUGAUAGCGAUUAUUCUGUAAUGCUGGAUCUUAGUGAAAUUGAAUGCCAGCAGUCUUGUUUAAACGAUUGCAUGUGUGUUGUGGUCACAUAUGACAACGCUGUUCGCAGGAAGAAACGGUUGCCUCUGAGCGACGGCCGCCAAGCUUUGGAAAUUACUACUAAAGCUUUUGUGAAAGUAUCUGACAGCUUCAACACAGACUCUGCUUUACCUCCGCUAACAGAGCAGAGAAGGGAAAGAAAGGGAAAGACGCUUGUAGUGAUUGGCAUAACACUCCUGGGUUGUUCCUCAUCUCUUCUUGUAGCGGCCUUCUUAGUGACGUGGUUAUGCGGCAGCAAGCUCCGCCCCGGGAAAGGAAAAAUUACUCAGAAGCAUAAAGUUGUGGAGGGAUUGAAGGCCUUCUCUUUCAAAGAAAUGGAGGCUGCUACAGCUGGUUUCAGACAAGAAUUAGGAAGGGGUGCCUUCGGUAAAGUUUACAAAGGCCAGUUGCCGGAUGGGAGAGCAAUUGCUGUGAAAAAUCUUCUUGAGAACGUGACGCAGGAAGAACAUGGAGAGAGGGAGUUCAGGACAGAGAUGAGCGUGAUUGGUACAAGCCAUCACAAAAAUCUGGUUCAGCUUUAUGGUUUCUGUGACGAGGGUUCUCAUCGGCUUCUGGUUUACGAGUACAUGAGUAAUGGAUCUCUGGACACCGCUCUAUUCGUAGAUAGCGCAUUUCUUGAAUGGAGGACACGUGUUAAGAUUGCAAUGGGCAUAGCUAGAGGGCUCCUCUAUUUGCACGAAGAGUGCAAGACCCAGAUCCUGCAUUGUGACAUAAAGCCCCAAAAUAUUUUGCUGGAUCAAAAUUACAGUCCUAAAAUAUCCGACUUUGGUCUGGCAAAAUUAUUGAAGGCAGAUCAGACUGCAACACUCACGGCUGCCCGGGGAACAAAGGGUUACAUUGCGCCUGAGUGGAUUAAUAAAAUGCCAAUUACUGUGAAAGUAGAUGUUUACAGCUUUGGGGUGAUGCUGCUGGAAAUUGUUUGUUGCAGGAAAACCAUGGACCUGGGUGCUCCAGAGAAUAAAAUCCUUUUGUCCGAUUGGGUUUAUGAAUGCUUGAAGCAUGGUAGACUCUCUGAGCUGGUGGAGCAGCAGCAAGUAGAAGGUGAAGGCAGCAGAAUCGAUUCGAGGCAGUUGGAGAGAAUGGUGUUGGUGGGGCUGUGGUGCAUUCAGGAAGAUCCAGCUCUAAGGCCUUACAUUAAAAAGGUAGUGCAGAUGAUGGAAGGAACAGUUGAGAUCGCAGUGCCACCAGCUCCAGGAUCUUUUGUUGGCUCGUUGUCUCUGUAAAAUGAAUUCAAUGUUAUUUCAUGACAAAAAUGCUGCAGCCUGUUUUCUCAACUCAAUAUAAGGAUUUGAGAAUAAAUAAAUGUAAAAUUUCACCUCUUGUAAAUGCGUUUGCCUGAUAUUUUCUAAAUUCAUCGUUGAUUUGUUGUUUUCUGUUUUCAA